AUGCCGGGGGACACGGCGUCGCCCCCUCCGCGGAGCAAAUCGGCUCUCGCGCACCUGCACGACUGGGGCUCGUCGUCGCUGCCGCCCGCCCUCCUGGCGACGCUGGUCACGGCCCUGCACGCCCGUCCCCUGCAGGCCUUCCCGCUGCUCGUCUUCGUCCCUCCGCUCCUCUUCUCCUCGUACCUCAACCUGUCCGGGUACCCGACCGGCAGCGCGGGCCUCUCCGCCGCCUGGUCCGGCCUGUACGCCCUGCUGGCGCUGCGCAGACGCCAGCCCCUGCGGAGCAAGGUUUCCGCGAGGGGCCUGGUGCGAGGAUCGGCGGUCGCGCUGGGCGGCGGCAACGCCGUUGCCGGCGGCUGGGUGUAUUUCAUGGGCGACUUCCGGCGAGACGAGGAGGAGCGGCUGAGGCGCAACAGAUGGGGGGGUGGGGGGUGA
This is a messenger RNA of Ustilaginoidea virens, 435 nucleotides long. RefSeq lists its product as uncharacterized. The record is from RefSeq and is a predicted model, not a curated record. The transcript has 2 exons. NCBI's taxonomy places the organism in Eukaryota, Fungi, Ascomycota, Sordariomycetes, Hypocreales, Clavicipitaceae. The coding region runs from base 1 to 435 and encodes 144 amino acids.